AUGGAGCAAUUCUACCUCGACAAUGCGGAACGCUACAAGAAGCUGGUGGCUGCUUUUAAACCAGCGCCAUCUCCGUCCAAACCGGGCCCUGCGACCGAUCCCAACCCAGAGAUGGUCGUCAGUGCUAGAGUGCGUCCGAUGCUAGACCACGAGAUUGGCCAAGGGUUCCCCGAGGGCGUGCACAUCCGCGGCAAUACCAAUGUCGUAGACGUGCAUGAGUUGCAGCAGCCAGUCAGGGGCCUCCCCAAGUUGAGAUCCUUUGACUAUACUGUGGACAAGCUCUACGGCCCCGAAGCAACCACCGACCAGAUCUACGAAGACCUGGUCAAGCCUCUCGUACCAUGGGCCUGGGACGGCGGGAUCGGGACCAUGUUUGCCUACGGCCAGACCUCGUCCGGCAAGACCCUCACGGUGAGCGGCCUGGAGCGGCUCGUGGCAGAGACCUUGAUGAACGGCAGUCUGGAAGGCGAGAGGACGAUUUCACUGUCCAUCAUCGAACUCGCCGGACAAACCGCCUACGACCUCCUCAACAACCGCAAGCAAAUCUCCAUCCUCGAAGACUCCUUCGGCGUGACCCAAAUGGCCGGGGCCAUCGAGCACCAAGUGAUGGACCAAACCACCUUCCUCCAACACAUCGAAGCCGCAGCCGCCCUCCGACGCACCAGCCCCACGCUGCGCAACGACAGUUCGUCACGCUCCCACGCCAUCUGCCGCGUCCGCCUCGGCAACCCGACCCAGCCCGCGGCCAAAGACGGCAUGCUCUACCUCAUCGACCUCGCCGGGUCCGAAGCCGCGCGCGACAAGGUUACCCACGACACCACCCGGAUGAAGGAAGCACGCGAGAUCAACUCGAGUCUGUCCGUGCUCAAGGACUGCAUCCGUGGCCGGGCGCUGGCCGAUGUAGCUGCCGCGACGGGCACUUUCACCGCCGACGGAAAAGGAAAAGCCAAAUCAGCAGCCCCCGCCCCCUACGUACCCUUCCGCCAGAGCACCCUCACCAAAACGCUCAAGCACGUCUUCGACGCGUCCAGCGGGCGCCAGUGCAAGACCGUCGUCGUGGCGUGCGUCAACCCGUGCCUGGCCGAUGUGGGCGCCAGCCGCAACACGCUGCGGUAUGCCGAGAUGCUGCGCGUGCCAGUGCCGCGGGCCAAGAGCGCGGCAUACCAGCCGGGCGUGCCGGCGACGUGGAAUAAUGCGCAGUUGCGCGAGUGGAUUGCGAGGAAUUCCGGCACACCCCGCAUCAACCCAGCCCUCCUCGCCCCGACGGAAACAGGCCCGCAACUCCUCCGCCUCCCCGCAGCCGACUUCAUCGCCCGCUGCUUCACCUCCUCCUCAGACCAGACCACGCCUGACCGCGCCCAAGCCUUCCAUGCCAAACUGUGGAAACUUCACAUCGAUUCCCAGCAGCAGCGUCAACCCGCCAGCAAUGCAGACGCGGCUGCUGCUGCUGCUGCUACAGAUAACUUCAACGGCUUCAACGGUUACAGCAGCGUCGAUCCGGACCCCAACGCCGCGGGGAUCCCAUUUCGUGAGCGGAUCCGGCCGGGGAUGGUAGUGGCGUGGGAUCCGGCGAAGGUGGUGGAGUAUGCGGGGUUUGCGGUAGCGGGAGCUGGGGGUGGUGGUGUAAAGGGGUAUGCGAUGGUGUUGUGUCCUUUGUCGGCUUUUGCCGGGCCGUCGUCCUCGUCGUCGCCGUGGAAGGGUACGGUGCGGGAUGUUAAAGGGGAGGUUGUUGUUGGUGGUAAUAAAGGGGUUUCUGGUGCUUUAGCUGUUGGAGAUGAUGGUGUUCAGGGCGACGAUUCUGGUUCUAGGGGCGACGGUGUUGGGGAUAGGUAUUUGUGCGCACUGGUGGUGCCGGCUGUUUUUCCCGGGUCGUUUGGGAUUGCGGUGUGGCAACAGAUGGUGCUGGGUAGUAAACAGAUGGAGGAAGAGGUGUUGAUGGAGUGGGAUGAGGCGACGCGGUAUUACUACAUGACCGUGUAA
This is a messenger RNA of Dichotomopilus funicola, 1980 nucleotides long. RefSeq names its product P-loop containing nucleoside triphosphate hydrolase protein. NCBI's taxonomy places the organism in Eukaryota, Fungi, Ascomycota, Sordariomycetes, Sordariales, Chaetomiaceae. The record is from RefSeq and is a predicted model, not a curated record. Gene Ontology annotation, biological process: microtubule-based movement. Bases 1 to 1980 code for a protein of 659 amino acids. The transcript is spliced from 3 exons. Gene Ontology annotation, molecular function: ATP hydrolysis activity; microtubule binding; microtubule motor activity. Gene Ontology annotation, cellular component: centrosome; spindle; microtubule.